CAAUGAAGUUUUUAAUAAUAUUCUGUCUUCCUGUGGUUUUUGGAGCAGCUGUUCCACAAAAGAGAGUUCUCUUUGAUACGUUUUUGAACGGUGCUGAGGCACAAAAUGUAAUCAAUCAAUUAGUCACAUUCCUGUCAACUGAGGACAACGAGGCUAAAUGUGAACAAGAAUGCCACACCCUUAUCGCUAACCAGCAGUCUUUAGUACAGCAUCUGUGCCCAUUCAUGUGCCGUGCAGCCCAGCAAGCCCUUUCAGGAAUUCAUGCUGGGAAGCGCCUUGUGUUUGAUACCUUUCUCAAUGGCGAGGAGGCCAAACAUCUCGUUGAUCAAUUGGUGGAGCUACUUGCUACAGAUGAUAACGAGGUGAAAUGUGAAUCACAUUGUCACACUCUUAUUAGAAACCAACAGUCUGUGUUGCAACAUUUAUGUCCCUUCCUGUGUCACUCAGCUCAAACUGCAUUGGCGCACUUACAUAGCCCUAACACAGAUCCCACUGUUACUGGAAAGCGUCUGGUCCUUGACAAUUUCUUGAACACCCAGGAAACUGCCCAUCUAGUUGAUCAGUUGGUCGCUACCCUUGGCUCUGACGAAAGUGAGGCUCAGUGUGAAAAAGAAUGUCACGUGUUGAUCAGAGAUUCAACUUCCGUUUUCCAGCACAUGUGUCCGUUCCUCUGUCACUCAGCUCAAGCUAUUGUUAACAUGGGACAUCACAAUACCCCUCCACCAGCCAAACGCUUAGUUUUGGACACUUUCCUGAAUACCCAGGAGACAGCCCACAUUGUUGAUCAGUUAGUUGCCACCCUUAGCUCAGAUGAAACCGAGGUUGCGUGUGAGAAAGAAUGUCACGUGUUGAUCAGAGACUCAACUUCCGUUUUUCAGCACAUGUGUCCAUUCCUGUGUCACUCAGCCCAAGCUAUUUUUAACAGAGGACAUACCACCGCCGCUACCGCAGUCAAGCGUUCGAAUCCUUGAAAUUCCUACAAUUGAUCAACAAUAUUCUCUGGUAAAAACAAUUUAAUUUAGUGAAGAGUAUGUUUUGUAGUAGUGUAUUUUGUACUCAAAUUGCAGAAAUAAAACUUUUUUUUCCUUAUAAAA
Messenger RNA from Saccostrea echinata, 1094 nucleotides. RefSeq lists its product as uncharacterized. The transcript is spliced from 11 exons. The coding region runs from base 3 to 971 and encodes 322 amino acids. Lineage: Eukaryota; Metazoa; Mollusca; Bivalvia; Ostreida; Ostreidae. The record is from RefSeq and is a predicted model, not a curated record.